This is a messenger RNA of Xiphophorus hellerii (green swordtail), 5411 nucleotides long. It is a transcript of the gene cntnap2b, whose product is annotated as contactin associated protein 2b. The record is from RefSeq and is a predicted model, not a curated record. The transcript has 25 exons. The coding region runs from base 305 to 4249 and encodes 1314 amino acids. NCBI's taxonomy places the organism in Eukaryota, Metazoa, Chordata, Actinopteri, Cyprinodontiformes, Poeciliidae.
GUGGAUGGUGUCCUUUACUUACGUUGGACACCUUCUGUCUCUUUGCCUGUCUGCCUGACAAUGGAGCCGCAGCCCGUCAGCGGUCUGGACGGAGAUUGGACGGUGUGGACCAAUCUUUCGUGGGUUUUUGGUGUUUGUUAGGUGGAAAAACAAGGCAAUAGGCACCAAGCUAAGCGAGGCAGACAUCCAUUCUGUUUCAUCGCAGAGAGAAAACGAAGUCUGUUGUGUUAUCAACACACAGCGGGGGGCGGGGAGAGACACCUGGAACCACUCAGUUUUCGUCUUUGUUUCCUUUUCUGUGAAGAUGUCCGCUUUGACUGGGAUGUUAAUGCUGCUAGUUACGUCUCUCAUCAUCACAUCUAAUGGCGCAUGGUCAACAUCCCGGAAGUGUGAUGGCAGCUUGGUGACACCCCUUCCCAUCAAAUCCUUCAGCAGCUCAUCAGAAUAUGGCAGAGGAUAUGCAGCCGCUUUUGCUAAACUCAACAGAAUACAAGGUGCUGGAGGCUGGUCACCUUUGGAUACAAAUCGUUACCAGUGGCUGCAGGUAGACUUGGGCUCUAGGAAGCAAGUAGUUUCCAUAGCAACUCAGGGGCGCUACAGAAGCUCCGAUUGGACAAGUCAGUACCAGCUGCUCUACAGUGACAUAGCCAACAACUGGAGGCCAUAUUUAAAGGAUGGAAACAUUUGGACAUUUAAGGGGAAUAAUAACAGUGACGAUGUUGUACGUGAAGAAUUACAACAUGCCAUAGUGGCCCGCUACAUCCGCUUCAUCCCACUGUACUGGAGCCAAAAGGGGCGGAUUGGAGUCCGCUUGGAACUCUAUGGCUGCUCAUAUUGGGCUGAUGUAAUCAGUUUUGAUGGCCAUAGCAUCAUCUCUUAUCGCUUCAGGAGUAAAAAGAUGAAAACUGUGAAGGAUGUUAUUUCUCUAAAGUUUAAAACCACAGCCAGAGACGGUGUGCUGCUUUAUGGGGAGGGACAGCAAGGAGACUACAUCCUGCUGCAGCUUCACAGGGCAACAAUGGAGCUGAGCAUCAACUUAGGUAGCAGUCAGUACAAUCUGAUUAAGGGUCACACCUCUGUAACCAGUGGAAGCUUAUUAGAUGAUGGUCACUGGCACUCUGUUGUCAUUGAGCGUUACCGUAGAAAUAUAAAUUUUACAUUGGACCACCGAACUCAACAGUUCAGGACUAAUGGAGAGUUUGAGCACCUGGACCUCGACUAUGAGCUUAUCUUUGGAGGACUUUCUGAAUCUGCAAGAAUGAGUUUAGGUGGCAAAGAGAACUUUGCUGGGUGCAUGGAAGGCAUCACCUACAACGGAGACAACAUCACCAGCUUGGUGCGCAGGAAGAAGGUGGACACCUCCAGCUUUCGUAACCUGACAUUCACCUGUGCUGAAUCCAGCUCUUUUCCUGUCUACUUCAACUCCACAUCCUUCCUGCGGCUGCCGGGUCAGAGGGACAGUGACACUCUCUCAGUAAGUCUGUCUUUCAGGACGUGGAACCCCAAUGGAGUGCUGAUGUUCACACAGCUGGCCGAGGGUUGGUUGGAGCUGUUACUGAUUGAAGGAAAGAUCACUGUCUACAUGAACGUGACACAGAAGAGGAGCACACGUAUUGACAUUUCAUCAGGUAUAGGUCUGAAUGAUGGCCAGUGGCACAGUGUCCAUUUAAAUGCACUGGACAACUAUGCCAUGCUGACGGUAGAUGGAGAUGAAGCAUCUACUGUUAGGACUGCUAUUCCUGGCCAGAUCAAGACAGGAGGAACCUACUACUUUGGAGGCUACUUUCCACACACUAGCAUUUGGUCACUACAGCGCUCUUUCCAGGGCUGCAUUCAGAUGAUCCACAUAGAUGACCACCUGGUGGACCUGCGGGCUGUGGAGGAGGGUCACAUUGGAACCUUCGAAAAUGUUAGCCUGGAUAUGUGUGCAAUUAUAGACAGGUGUGUUCCCAACCACUGUGAGCAUGGAGGGAAAUGCUCCCAGACGUGGGAUACAUUCAGCUGCAAUUGCAGUGGUACUGGCUACUCUGGAGCAACAUGCCAUACAUCGCUGUAUCAGCAGUCCUGUGAGGAGUAUAAGCAUCAGGGGAAGAGCUCAGGCAACUUCUGGAUUGACCCUGAUGGUAGUGGUUCUCUACCCCCCUUCAGAGUACACUGUGACAUGACAGAUACAAUGGUUUGGACGACUAUAAGGAACAACAUGUCUCCUCAGACGUCAGUCUCUGCUGCAGAUGAGGAUGGAAAAGCAGUACUUCCGAUUACUUACAAUGUCACUGAUGAACAGGUAUUGUCAGUCACCAGCAGAGCAGAAAGGUGUGAACAGUAUGUAGCUUACACCUGCCGAAUGUCUCGUCUGCUGACUGGUCCAGAUGGCACUCCGUUUACCUGGUGGCUAGGAAGAGAUAAUAAGAGACAUUUCUACUGGGGCGGGUCAGGACCUGGGAUACAGAAGUGUGCCUGCGGUAUCGAAAACAACUGUUCUGAUCCCAAACACUACUGUAACUGUGACGCUGACCUGCGAGCCUGGAUGGAAGAUGCAGGUUUGUUGGUGUAUAAAGACCAUUUGCCAGUCAAUACAGUUGUGGUCGGUGAUACAAGCAGAUCCGGAUCUGAGGCCAAGCUGACUGUUGGGCCUCUUAAAUGCCAGGGAGAUAGAAACUUCUGGAAUGCAGCUUCCUUUAACAGCCCCGCCUCUUCACUUCACUUCAAGUCCUUUCAAACUGAAUCGAGUACUGAUAUCUCAUUUUACUUUAAGACAUCUUCCAAAUAUGGAGUCUUGCUGGAGAACCUGGGAGCCAACAACCUCCUUCACAUUGAAAUCCGAGAAGGCUCAAUGGUCCUGUUAUCUUUUGAAUUUGGAAAAAAUCGGAUUGAGCUCAUUGUUCAAACACCAAAGCCUCUAAAUGAUGACCAGUGGCAUCGUGUGGAGGCUGAGAAGAACACCAAAGAAGCAGUACUACAAAUUGAUGGUCAUUACAGAGAGGUAAAAGCAACCCCCCCACUGGGACACAAAGAACUGGAGUUCUACAGUGAUAUAUAUAUCGGUGCUUUGAGUGGCCAAAGGGGCUUCCUGGGCUGUAUGAGGUCUCUGAAAAUAAAUGGGAUCUUCUUCGAUCUGGAAGAAAGGGCAAAGGUGGCUCCAGGAGUGAAGCCAGGCUGUCAGGGCCAUUGUAGCACCUACAAAAUGCACUGCAGGAACGGCGGGAAGUGUGUGGAGCAAUACAACGGAUACUCAUGUGACUGCUCUCUCAGUGCAUAUGAUGGACCCUUCUGCACUGAUGAUGUAGGAGGAUAUUUUGAGGCAGGAACCAUGGUGCGCUAUGACUUUCUGUUGGAUCAUGGCGGAUUGUUGCUGGGCGACCCAAGGAGCUUUUCAAACCUUGCCUUUUUAGGGGAAACCAACCUCACCCAGGAGGAGCUGGUCUUCAGUUUCAGCACAUACAGUGCUCCAAGCAUUCUUGUGUACAUUAGUUCAAGGACCCAGGACUACAUGGCAGUAGUGCUGCGACACAAUGGCUCUCUCCAGGUCCGGUACAGUCUUGGUGGACUUGUAGAACCUUACACCAUAGAUAUUGACCAUCGCAACAUGGCCAAUGGUCAGCCGCACUCUGUCAACAUAACAAGGAAUCUGAGGGAGAUUCGACUGCAGCUUGACCACUACACUGUGUCGACACACACCCUGCCUGAGUCUUCUGACAUACAGUUCAGCUUGGUCAAAAGUAUCUUCCUUGGAAAGGUUUAUGAAACGGGACAGAUUGACCCCAUUCUAAUAGAGCGCUACAACAGCCCAGGCUUUGUUGGAUGCUUAUCCAGAGUUCAGCUGAAUAAUGUGGCACCGCUGAAAGCUGCACUUCACUCAGGCACGACUGCUCCAGUCAGCAUCCAUGGAAUCCUGGUCCAGUCCAACUGUGGAGCCUCACCCCUAACCAUUCCCCCCAUGCCCCUUGCUAAUGACCUCUGGCAAAUAGAAGCUGGUGGUGCUGUUUUUCCCUUCAAAGAUGAAAAGAUUGGAGGUGAUCCUGCUCAUCAGAAUUUUGCUGUAAUUGCAGGUAUUAUCUCCCUGGUCAUCUUGACAGUGCUGUGCAUCAUGGUGUUCGUGAUUCGCCACAUGUUUCGUCACAAGGGCUCAUACCACACUAAUGAGGCCAAGGGAGCAGACUCAGCAAACUGUGCUGAUGCCGCCAUUAUUGUCAAUGACCCGGCCUUCACUGAAACUAUUGAUGAGAGCAAGAAGGAGUGGUUCAUCUGAAGUCUGGAUAGGCCUUGAAAACAUCACACAUGGACAUUGGUCGAUUUUUUUUUCCCAAGCUUUGGGAGUAUUUAGGAAGUGGCAACCUGUGGAACCUUAAGCAUGUAUGAGCCUUUAUUUUUUUAUAAAACUUUUCAAUAGACAUUGCAUUGUCCAUUUCUCCUAAAUGAACAAUGCAAUGAAGUAAAACCCUUCACAGGAUUGUGCCAUAAAAUCAUAGAAUGAAAUUGUCUUAGAACAUAUCAGUUUUGUUUUUUACCAUUCUGAAAUAAAUUUUCUAUUAAGUGUCAAGAUUCUUUUUAUUAGCUUUAUGUUAGCCUUAUUUAUAUAUUUAUGUAUUUUUUCUGUUUAUAUUUGAUCUCCAUAAAAUUUGACACAUUGUAUCCAUCAUUAUGCCACAAAACAUCCAUAAUUGUAGCUAAUAUUUAAAUUCUUUUUGUUUUUUUACCAUAUUUUUAAAGAUUUUUGGGCUGAGCUUUUAUUGAACCCUGGAUGUGUACGUUCUGGCUGGCCUGUAAGUACAGAUGAUGAAACACAAUAAAGCUGCAUUUUACAUGAUAGACAGCAUUGACUCUUCUAGUUGUUGGUUAUAAAAUUCAAACUGAGGCCAAUUAAUCUAAACAGGUUCUUACAUUUUAGGUAUUUUUGUAUUUUUCUUAUUUUUCCACACUACAUUUACUUUUUAAGACGUAUGAAAACCCCUGACUGGACUAUGUUUUAAGUUGGUCAGAUAGUUUUACGGAAUUAUUUUAAAAGGACUCAUAUAGCAUCAGUCUCUUGAAACCAGAUAUUUAAUAAGUUAUUGCAAAGGAAUGUUUAUUAGUUACAUGUUUAGCUCCACCUUAACUCUGGACAUUUGAUUGUAUUUGAUUGUAAUGCAUUUGUAUUUAUUUGUGUUGUUGUGCAAUAGUAUGCUGUUUGACACUGACUUGCCCUAUAUUUUUUCUUUAUGAGACACUGUAGAACCACAUAGUUUUCUUCAUGUUACAUGGAUAAAAAAAAAUCCAAAACCUACUUGUAAAUUUGGUUGACUGGUUUUCUUGUAUGUUUAACUGUGUAGAAAAAACCCCUGAGAAGGCACUGAGGAAGCCGCUGGUUUAAGAUGAAAAUGGUCCAAUUCAUUGUCCUUAUAAGGACAAUAAAGUGCUUUAUUGUCCUCUUC